This is a messenger RNA of Nannochloropsis gaditana CCMP526, 1058 nucleotides long. RefSeq names its product GrpE. The transcript has 3 exons. The annotation marks the transcript as partial. Gene Ontology annotation, molecular function: protein-folding chaperone binding; adenyl-nucleotide exchange factor activity; protein homodimerization activity. The record is from RefSeq and is a predicted model, not a curated record. Gene Ontology annotation, biological process: protein folding.
GACAGUGGUAUCGGCCAGCAGCAGUCAUUUGAUCGAUUCAAGCUCAUUCAGGAUGCGGGCAACCGCAUCAUCCCCGUUAGGGACGACAGUCCGCUCGACGAUCAAUCAAAAAAGCGAACAAUUCGUCGGACGCGGCUGUGGGCAACAGCACAGGAUGCGGAGGAAGAGGGCUCGGAGGAGGGGAAGAAGCGAGGGGACGAGACUGAAGAUGUGGCCGCCGAGGAAGGAGAAGGAGUGGAAGCCACUGAACAAAGUGAGGAGGAGGAGGCCGAAGAGCUCUCCCCGGAGGACCAAGCUAAGGCCGCUUUGCGGGCGGAGUUGAAGGAGUUGGAGAAGGAGUUAGCCAAGAAGCGGAAUGAGCUGACAGAGGCCCAAGACCGGCUUAAAACUGUGGGGAAAGAGGGUUUUAUGCGUCUUGCGGCCGAGGUUGAGACAUACAAACGCCGACGAGCGGACGGAUUGACCUACGUGCGGGAGGAAGCUGCGCAAGAAACCAUGAAGCAGCUGCUGCCGGUCUUCGACCUGAUGGAGGAGCUGGAGGAGAGGUAUGCGGACGUUACCAGCGAGGCCUCUUUGAAGGUGCUGAAUGGGUACAAGAACCUCCUGCAGGUCUUUGUGGGCAAGGCUGAGAGGCUGGGUGUCAAGGUCUUGGAGAUCGCGGCAGGUGAUGCAUAUGACGAGGAGAGCAUGGAGGUGGGGGAGGUUGUGGUCGGGGAGGCGGACGGGGUGGUCGUGGAAGUGGAGCAGAAAGGGUAUCAGAUCGGAGAGCGGGUGGCGCGACGGGCCAGGGUGAAGGUGAGUGCCACGGAGGCCACGCUACAGAAGGCGAAGGAGGAGGAGAAGGAGGAAGAGGGAGACAGCGAGGCGAAGGAGGACUCUGGCCAGGAGUAGGGGGCAGCGGACGGCUUGAGCCUUGCGUGGCGAGGAGGAGAGGCGUGAGGCGAUAUCAAAGAGGGAGGCAUGAGGAAAUAUGAUGAGAGAGGAGCGGGGAGUAUCGCGCUUGUUGCUUAUGGUCAGGGCAUCCAAGACUCCGGUAGAAAUGAAUAACCGCUUUUAAG